AUGGACACAACACUUGUCUACGCUCUUCCCUUUGUGAUCUUGUCACUUCUGUUUGCUGGAUUGGUGUCAUGUCUCCUCAUCUUAAGAAGAAAGGGAAGAAGGCGUCGCCGUCUUCCAACGUCUUCUGAGCUGCGGAGUAAAGGAAUUCCUGUGAUCGAGAGCACGGAAUUUUGGGUUCCAGGGAGAAUGGGAGAUGUUGUUGGAAUAGAGAUUCAGCCUUCGCCUCGGAUGCCGUUCUCCUUUUCAACGCCAAAACCAUCCCAACGUGAAAAAGGGAAUCGAGAUGAAGCCCCGAAGCUUAAAUUUUCAAUCCAGUAUCACCAAGCUAGUGGUUUCCUGGAAGUUCAGCUUAUUGACAUUCAGAACAUAUCUGAGGGCAGUAGCCUUGACGAAGACGACGACGAGUUUUACGACUCAAUCUUCACGUUCGCCGACGUUCAACUCACUCAGCAGGAAGAGUCAAAGCAGAGAAUGCGCCUGAUGUCCCGUCGCCGGCGCCGACGUCACAAGUCUUUUGAAAUCGAGAUGAGCUACGAAGAGCUGCAGCUUCAGACCCUCCAGUUCUGUGUUAUGGGAUUUGACCGGUACUCAAGACAAAAGGUUAUCGGUGAUGUGUUAUUACCACUUGCUGAACUUGCGCAGGAGGGUGUUGACAUAACCAAGGAGCUUGUGAUAUGGAGGGAUAUACAAACGAGGGAAAUAAACAGAAAUAGGAAUAGGAAAUAG
Molecule: messenger RNA, 726 nt
Organism: Pocillopora verrucosa
Lineage: Eukaryota; Metazoa; Cnidaria; Anthozoa; Scleractinia; Pocilloporidae
Source: RefSeq, a predicted model, not a curated record